ACAAAGGAUGAAGAAUCAACAUUCAACAGGCACCUCUACACGAUCGAGGCUUGAUAGUUUUAGUACCAUAAAUGAAAAACCUGUGGAUGAUAUCUCACUGCAGUUUUUCUAUAAUCCACACUCAAUCACCUUGUUACUGAUUUCAAUUGCUGCUGUGAUAUAUUUUGCAUUCGUCAGAGAUACGAACAACCUAGAAAACAAUAUAUGGGCGGGCGUCCUAUGCUGCAGCUUCUUUUUCCUCAUCAUAUCAGUUCUAGCCUUUCCCAAUGGUCCAUUCACUAGACCCCACCCGGCCAUAUGGCGCAUGGUAUUCGGCAUGAGCGUGCUCUACCUCUUCAUCUGCCUCUUUGUGCUCUUCCAAAACUACCAAACCGUACGGAGCAUCCUCCUUUGGCUCGACCCCAAACUCAAUGAGUUCUCCAUAGACUUGGACAAAGAAUACGGAGUGAACUGCUCCGACAUAACUCCCGAAAGGAUCUGGGGCCACAUGGAUAUUUUCGCUGUGGGGCAUUUCUUCGGAUGGAUGUUCAAAGCUGUGCUCAUCAGGCACAUGGGGAUACUUUGGGCGAUAAGUUGUAUGUGGGAGAUCACCGAGCUGGCUUUCGCCCACUUGUUGCCCAACUUCGUGGAAUGUUGGUGGGACGCCUUGAUCCUGGAUGUGCUGCUGUGCAACGGUCUAGGUAUUUGGUGCGGCCUCAAGAUAUGCCAGAUUCUGGAAAUGCGCGAGUACAGGUGGGUGAGCAUCAAGGACAUCAACACCACCACUGGAAAGAUAAAGCGGGCUAUACUGCAAUUCACCCCCGAGAGCUGGACUUCGGUGAGGUGGUUGGACCCUAAGUGCUCUUACAUGAGAAUAUUCGCGUUGUGUCAGCUGGUGCUUUUCUGGCAGACUUCUGAGCUCAAUACCUUCUUUCUCAAGCACGUUUUUGCGUUACCUUCCUCUCAUUAUCUGGUGAUCGCACGGUUGUUUAUAGUGGGGCUGGUAGUAGCGCCAUCUAUCAGACAGUUUUACAGCUAUGUCACGGACACUUCAUGUAAGAGGGUGGGUACCCAGUGUUGGGUGUAUGGGUGUAUCAUGGUGGCGGAGGCGCUGAUUUGUAUCAAGCAUGGGCAAGAGCUGUUUGAGAAAACUUUGAUAGUCAAUAUGGUUGUGUGGCUGCUUAUUUUGGUGAUAGUUUCGGUGGGCUGUGUUUUUGGCUGUGUGAUGUACAACCGAUAUUAUCCGGAUUCUUUGGAGUCUAGUCCAGUUAAGAACAAGGUCAAGGUUAAGUUUCAGAACGGAGAGGAAUUGAGAAGUAAACGAGAAUGAGCAGUGAAAGGAUAUUUCUAGGGACCGAUUUUGAAUUGUAUUUUUUUGUCAAAUGAAGGGCACAUUUUUUUUCAUAUACAUGACAUUUGGGACACGCUUUAAGAGAUGAUAGGGCCUCUGGAAAAAAUAUGAGAGAGAUUUCUAUAACAUAGAUAAUAGUAUUAUUUCAAUAUAUCGUCACUGCCUUUGAAGUUAUAUUAAUAGAAAGUGAAAAAAUAAGUUUAUUCGAAUUGGUCAAAAAUGAUUUACGAAGUAUAUAUAGGUACUAUGCCCGGUAAAACAGACUUGUUGGUAUUAUGAUUAGCUGUUAUAAUAAUAAUAAAAGUAAUUUAUUAAACAACAAUGUUCAAAUGGCUAUCGACCAAUGUCAUUCUGCCAUCUGUUAUAUCAUUUCGCAAAAAUGCAAAAAGUUGAAAGUUUUCAAACUCUCACCCGAGAUAACAAAAUAAGUUGGGACAAAAUGUUUUCUGUGGCGGGGAAAAAGUUUGACAUUUCAUAUCUGUUGACAGGUUUCAAAAUGUCACUUUUCAUAAAAUACUUUUUUCCCACGGAGAAAAAGUGAAUACAGGGCGUUUCUUAUAUGUGUUAAAAAUUCUGGAGCAUGUUUCUGACGUCAAAAUAAGAUGGAAAGUUAUUCGUUUCUGAGAUAAAGUGUGUCCAAUUUUUUAUGUUAUAUCGGUUUUUCGUGAAUAAAUUCCAAAAUAAUCCAACUUUGACACUCUGUAUAUCAGAAAUGAAUAACUUGCGAACUUGUGUUUAUACGAACUUUUCUGCUCAUUUUGACGUCAGCAACAUGCUCCUGAAAUUUUCACAUACUUAAAAAACACGCUGUAUAUACACUGUUAAUGGCUUUUGUUUUGAUAUGGUUCCAAAAAAGCCAAUAACAACGUGUCCAAGAAAGAACAGCAAGUCCUUUUAUCUUCCAUUCCACUUCGCGGUUACUUAUAAAUUACUGAACAAUCACUAAGUUCGCAAUUUUUUAAAAUCUAAUCAUAGAAUUAUUAGACUGACAGAUAUUUGAUUACUUCGGAAGAAUGAUAAAAAUGCCUGCAAAAAGAUGCUGGCAACAGUGGCAACGCAAUAUUGAUUCUUCCUUUUUCCUGUCACAAAAAAAAUAGUUAUUUAUCAUACAAGGGAAAAAAGUAGUAGAUUCUAGCUACAGGUUGUAGCGUAGCGCCAACGGAGAUGUAAUGCCAAACUUUUUUCCCGUCACAGAAAAAUAGUGUAUUAUACACGGGAAAAAUAUUAGAUUUUAACCCACAACCUCCAGCUGAAAUCUGCAACUGUUGUCAAUUGUAUAAUAAAUAACUAUAAAAGCAUUUGACCUUGGACAAAGAAUAUCCAACCACCAGGAUAGAUAUAAUUUUGGAAUUAUAACAUUAUAUCACAUAACAGAUUACUCUUUGGCAUUGCAACAGUCAUACAGGGGGAACAUGAGAAUUUUCAAUCCAUAUUCCCAACUUUAACGCUCUCUAUUUCGCAUAGGAAUGGGUUAUUAUAGGACAUAUAUAUGCUGGAAAAAAGUUCUUUAAUUUUUUUUAUACAUCCUUUCACCUCUUGAAGUGCUUCUUCCCCCAUUCCAUGAAGUACCAUGUGUAUGAAUAUCAAUUUUUGUUCAGUGUGAAUUUUGAAAAUGGAAUAAAUUUCUUAUUCAACUAUGGACCACCCUGUAUUAAAAAAAAUGAUUUGCUAAGUAUUGGGAUUUUCAUGUCCUACCUGUAACCAAGCCAUUUUAUCUGAUUGCAAACAAUGAAAAAUAAAUUUAAUGUUCUGAAAACUACUUCAAAUUGGUACAAAAAUUUCCAAUUCAGCUUCUAUUUUCGUUGUACAUAGUGUUUUUCUAUUUUUGCUUGUGGCCUUUUUUUCUAAUACAGCAUAUAUAUAUUUAAUUUUUUUUUUUUCAUUUUCGAAAUUCACACUAUCUUUUCCGGAUACAUAGUAACAUUAUCUCAAUGUAUAUACAUAAUAUUAUUGUUGCCAUAAAUGUUUUAUUAUGCAUGAAAUAAUGAAAAUUUUUCAGAAUAUUAUCUCCUAAAUUAUUCUUUCGAAAAUAUAAUGGAGGCGGAUAGCAUAAUAUCAACAUGAACAAAUCUGGUUUAGCUUGAUAUUUAUACAGGGCUGAUUUUUUGCAGUCAUUCUUACAUGAAAUGUUCAUAUCACGAUUUGUCGAAAAAGAAAAUGAUUGUGUCAACUGUUUGAAAAAAUUGAUAUUUUUUAAUCAAAUUAUAUCUGAAUUAGCCCCUUAUUGGAGAAAAAAUAGCCAAUAUCCUUUUGACUUGCCAAGCAGGUAUGUUUUUGGAGCUAUUCACAUUUGAAUCGCACAUGAACAAAAUAUUAAAUACUAUUUUUGCUAAGUUUGAUGCUUAUUUUCUAAUUCUGUAUAGAUGUUAAAUUUUCUACCGACCUCUCAAUAGUCUCGGGUUGAUAACUAAAUAUAUCGUCCAGGACUAAUUGUGUAGGUAGGUACCUACUUUUCUUGAAGAAAUAUUGGUUAUUUUCCCAUGAUAAUUUUGAGAGGAAUGCAAAUUGCCAUAUUUAUAAUCUUCUGUUUCUAGUCAGUUUGGCUAGAUGAUUAGCCAUGUGAGACAAAUAAUACAUGAUCAUUAUAUUAUUUUAUGAUAUUUCCAUACUGUUUUCAUUGUUUUGUGCUAAUGAAAAUCGACAUUGUGUAACUGAGUACUGAGUGGUGAUUCAUUUUGAUAUUUUGUCUGUGCUCAUAUUUUUUUAGUCUUAUGGAAGUAGAGAAAUUAAUAACUUGACACUUGACUGUUACCAAAGAUUAUAAUAAAUCUUGUUAAG
Molecule: messenger RNA, 4108 nt
Organism: Phaedon cochleariae (mustard beetle)
Lineage: Eukaryota; Metazoa; Arthropoda; Insecta; Coleoptera; Chrysomelidae
Source: the annotation of a GenBank genome assembly